GGCAAAGACUGCUCGACUUCCGGCAUGAUCGAUGCGUGUUCUGGGAAAGUGGUGCCGCGGGGCUUGGGCGGCUGUUUGCUGGUGAAUUCGAAGCAACAGGUUCUGUGCUUGAUAGGAAGGUAGGUUUGUGUGGCUCCAAUGAGAGCGGACUUGUCCCAUUUUUAAUAAUGGAAUCAUCGUAGUUCUCGAAUAUACCGGUCAGCCAGGCUAAUGCAGUUGGCUCUGCCAGUAGAGACGAUUGAGAGGCUUUAUCCCGAGACUUAUUUGAGAAGAGGGGAGAGAUUUUUCCACCCCGAGCCUCGGGUGUGUUCUGGGGGUUCAGGGGCAUUUCCGGUCCAUCGUAUAGAAGAUCACUGUCCGUCACUUCGGCUAGCAAGUCCAGAUUUGAACUAGGAAACGGUAUUUCGACAACCGGCGAGCGGACGUUUCCUUUGCCAGAUACUGUUUGAUUUGGGUCAUUGUCAUGCCCAGCUUGGCAAGUAUCACUUUUCUGGGCAUCGCUGCAGCAUGGAACCGCUGGGUUGUGUUCCUCUGCUGGCAGGUAAGAGGCCGGAUCUGGAGAUGAUGGUGGGUUGAGCGGCGUCGGAUGGGAGGAGAGGCUCGUCGAGUUGCAAUCUAGCGUUUUCGGUACAGAGGGCGAAUGUGACUGCAUCCUGACCGUUCUACCGCC
This is a messenger RNA of Aspergillus candidus, 670 nucleotides long. RefSeq lists its product as uncharacterized. The record is from RefSeq and is a predicted model, not a curated record. The annotation marks the transcript as partial. The transcript has a single exon. Lineage: Eukaryota; Fungi; Ascomycota; Eurotiomycetes; Eurotiales; Aspergillaceae.